UAAAUAUAUAUUUACAAAAAAAAAACUGAGAUAAAAAAAUGUUUACAAAUGAAAGGGCAAUAGGCCGGCCCGUGGUGCUAACGUUUGCCGUAGUAGAUCGAGAUCAGUUUCGUCCCGUUUCAACCCGUGCGACGGGACGCAGUUCGCCCGCCGGUGCGACUGAAGCGUGGGCGAGCGAGAGCUCUUCCACGAUCUCCCGGAUCCCUAACCUGGAUGCCGGCCCCUACUCCGUCUUCCGCGCCGCCGUGAUGGAACCCCUCGUCCCCAAGCGGCGACUGUGCCCCUCCGCCGUGUAUCCUACCGCCUCCGCGAGCCCUCCUACGGCUCGUCCAGUCGUCGUUGCAACGGAUCACAUCCUCGAGAAGCUUCUCGCCCUCCCCGAUCCCUUCGUAUCCCUUGAGGUCUCCCUCGAACGCCUCCUCGAUUCGAGGCUUCUAGAGAUGGAGAAGGAUCAGCUUGUCGAUGGCGCCAUGGAGGCCGGAUCGGCCCUCCUUGAGGCUGCCAGGAGGUCAGCCCGCCGGCGCGCGUCUAUGCACAACUGUUCUUCAUGGCCUCUCGCCUCCGAUCUCACUAUCAAAGUAUUCUCCAAGCUAGAUACCCAAAGUCUUUGCCAUGCUGCAGCUACUUGUUCAAUGUUCAACAAGUGUGCAACAGACCCAAUGUGCUAUGAGAAUAUUGACCUGACAGCUGAAGUGCCAAAGGUUAAUAAUACUGUUGUCUCCAAAAUGAUACAGCAUGCUGGAAAAAACCUUCAAUCACUUAAGCUUGGAAUUCGCUCCAAUCCUGCUUCAACAACAGAAUUUAGACCGCUCUCCUAUUCCACAAUACAUCCCAUGGAAGCAUCUGGUCUUUCCUGGAGUCAAAAGAGGCCGAGGCAAGGAAGGGAGACAUCUCUUCUCACAAGGUCUUGCCUUCUGGCUUUAAGUGUGGAUGGUAGUGCUGCAGGGACUCUCUUAAGGAGGCUACACUUGUACAACAUUGAUAAAAUGGAUACCUCUGCACUUUGCACAGCUUUGUCAGCCUGUCAGUUUCUACUUGACGUUGAAGUUGUUGGCCUACACGUUGAACUCAGAAGAACAUUGGAUGCUGUUGGCGCCAAUUGUCAUCAUUUGGAGCGCUUGAUCUUCGAGUCCUCUGAUUCUGGGAGGGAUGAUAGCUUGAAUUCUUCAACCUGCAUUGAAAUGGUAAACGGCUGUCCCAAUUUGAUGUCACUUGCCCUGAGAGGGUUUAAGCUGCAUGAUCACAAAAUCCGCAUACUGAUUAAGGGAUUUCAUCACCUCAAAAUUGUUGAUUUUUCAACAUCUUAUGCAAUUACAGGGACUUUCUUAAGGAACUUUGGCAGUGGUACAAAUGCUUGUCCACUGGAGGUCUUGAUCUUACACGACUGUUUGCAUCUUAAAGAAGUUGAAGUGUCACAGGCGCUAUCAGCGAUGCUUGCUGGUGACUUCAAAUUCCUGAGAUACUUGGAUAUUUCAAACAAAGAUGGUCUGUCUGCUGAGAAUGAUUGGAACUAUAGAUGUUAUAAUCCGUGCAAGACGCUGAUCUCACAUGUUCAGAAACAAAGGCCCGAGAUAUGUUUGUUAGCCAAGUUUCCCCCUGAAGGAAGCUUGAUGGAUAUCUUUGGCGACAGUGAAUUAAGCAGUGGCACAAGUUUUGGUCCUUAUUUCACGGAUUCUUCUGAAAAUAGCUAUAGCAGUGAUCAAGGUAGUGGGAAUGAGGACGUCCCAGAUCUAAAUUUCCCAUUUGAUUUGGACAAUGAGUUGGAGUUUGUGUAGCGAAACAGCAGAUGGACUUUUAAUACACUCUAAUGCAGCAUCAGACAUCCAAAGAGGUACUAGUCUGCUUCCACUGACCUACCCCAGGAUUAGCAACUCACUAGGGAUAUGCACUAAAUAGAGAACAAGCAUUAGCUCCGUAACCUAGAAGUUUUGCAAUCAUUAUCAUGCUGAUGGCUUGUAUUAUCUUGUUCUUAUGAUGGUUAUGUUAUAAAUGCAAUCAUUAGUUAUAUGCA
Messenger RNA from Zingiber officinale, 2011 nucleotides. RefSeq names its product F-box protein At4g02760-like. The transcript is spliced from 12 exons. The record is from RefSeq and is a predicted model, not a curated record. NCBI's taxonomy places the organism in Eukaryota, Viridiplantae, Streptophyta, Magnoliopsida, Zingiberales, Zingiberaceae. Gene Ontology annotation, molecular function: protein binding. Bases 39 to 1775 code for a protein of 578 amino acids.